Gallus gallus (chicken) is the source of this 992-nucleotide messenger RNA. RefSeq names its product vacuolar protein sorting 25 homolog (gene VPS25). Lineage: Eukaryota; Metazoa; Chordata; Aves; Galliformes; Phasianidae. Gene Ontology annotation, molecular function: structural molecule activity; protein homodimerization activity. Gene Ontology annotation, biological process: protein transport to vacuole involved in ubiquitin-dependent protein catabolic process via the multivesicular body sorting pathway. The transcript has 6 exons. Bases 36 to 560 code for a protein of 174 amino acids. Gene Ontology annotation, cellular component: ESCRT II complex. The record is from RefSeq and is a predicted model, not a curated record.
GGAAGCUGGCGGAGGUGGUUCCGGUGUCGGCGGCGAUGAGCUUCUCGUGGCCCUGGCAGUACAGCUUCCCGCCCUUCUUCACGCUGCAGCCCAACGGCGAGACGCGGCAGAAGCAGCUGGCGGCCUGGUGCGCCCUGGCGCUCGCCUACAGCCGACGCCAGCGUCUGCCUGCCAUGACGCUGCGCGAGGCCCAAGACAGCCCGCUGUUCGCCAACCGCCGUCUCCAGAGGAAGCUGCCGCCCGAGGCCAUCCAGGUGGUGCUGGAGGAGCUGCGCAAGAACGGGAACCUGGAGUGGUUAGACAAGAACAAAACCAGUUUUCUGAUAAUGUGGAGAAGACCCGAGGAAUGGGGAAAGCUCAUCUAUCAGUGGGUGUCAAAGAAUGGCUUGACCAACUCUGUGUUCACACUGUAUGAGUUGAUCAGCGGAGAUGAUACAGCAAAUGAAGAGUUCCAUGGUUUGGAUGAGGCUAUGCUACUUCGUGCCCUGCAAGCCUUGCAGCAAGAGCACAAGGCUGAAAUCAUCACACUGGAUGAUGGCCGAGGCGUCAAGUUCUUCUGAUGGAAGCCCCCUCCCUGCCUCUCUUUGGCGGCUGGAACAUUUCCUGGCCUGGUUUCAAGCAGUGGCGCAAGCAGCUGCAUACUUGGAACUUCUUGGGGUGAAGAGAAUCUGUGAAGCCUUCCAAAGACAUGACUUCUUAUCCUGUUGCUGUUUCCCUAUUCUUGUGAACGCAGUGGAUGGGCACUCUGGUGGCUGGUCAGGCACAGCUGCCAAGGGGUUCUCCUCCCAACUUCCAGCCGCAUGCCUGGGCUCUAUAGCCCCCACCGCGUGGCUGAGCGAGGUGAAAGCAAACACACAGAACGCGCUGCUGCUGCUGUGGCAUAGAAGACCUCACUGAAAGACUGAUAUACACUUGCUGCAAAGCAGGCUGAUCUGUGUGGUGGGGUGGAUUCCAAGGAGCUAAUCUGAAGUAAUUAAAAUGAGAUGUAUUUA